Molecule: messenger RNA, 2058 nt
Organism: Xenia sp. Carnegie-2017
Lineage: Eukaryota; Metazoa; Cnidaria; Anthozoa; Malacalcyonacea; Xeniidae
Product: UTP--glucose-1-phosphate uridylyltransferase-like
Exons: 14
Coding region: 137-1642 (501 amino acids)
Biological process (GO): UDP-alpha-D-glucose metabolic process; glycogen metabolic process
Cellular component (GO): cytoplasm
Molecular function (GO): UTP:glucose-1-phosphate uridylyltransferase activity
Source: RefSeq, a predicted model, not a curated record
UCCGACCAAGGGCACCAUGCUGCAUUGUUCUUCGCCACGUCGAAAUGUAUUUCAUAUAUCGUGAAAAAGAGUGGAAUGUUAAAUAGCAAUAAACAGCUGGAGAUAGCUUGAAACGUGGAUUAACAUAUAAUUGGCGAUGGCUCGACAGGAAAGUUUGCGGUCCUCCAAGGCUUUUCAAGAUCUAGCUAGGCAAGAUGCAGAGGAAUUGAUGGCAGAAGAGCUUGAGAAGUUACUCAUCACUGCACCCAAAGAGACAAAGGAGAAAAGCGCGAAGGAGUUUAACCAGUUUCAAGAACUGUUUUCAAGAUUUCUCCACGAGACCGAUAAUUUGAUCGACUGGAGCAAAAUCAGACCUCCCCCAGAUAACACUAUUAUUCCCUACAAUAUGUUGUCUGUACCUGACAAUAAUAAAGCAGCAAUCAAAGCUCUUCUGGAUAAACUUGUUGUUAUCAAGCUUAAUGGUGGCUUGGGUACCAGUAUGGGUUGUGUUGGUCCAAAGAGCUUAAUCUCUGUAAGAAAUGAGUUGACAUUUCUAGAUCUCACAGUUCACUUGAUUCAGAAGCUAAAUCAGAAAUAUGGUUGUGAUGUACCUCUUGUCUUGAUGAACUCCUUCAAUACACACGAGGAGACCAUGAAACUGAUAAAAAAAUAUGAAGUGUUCAAUGUCAGUAUUCAUUGUUUCAAUCAGAGUUGUCAUCCUCGAAUCCAGAAAGAAUCGCUUCAGCCAGUUGCCACCACCAUGGAUGGUGGGAAAACAGAAUGGUGGUAUCCUCCAGGUCAUGGCGAUACUUAUCAGUCAUUUUAUAAUUCUGGUCUACUUGAUCAGUUCUUAUCUGGAGGUAAAGAUGUUGUUUUCAUAUCAAAUAUUGACAACUUGGGAGCCACUGUUGAUUUGAAUAUUUUGAAUUACAUUGUCAACCCUCCUAGUGGAACAGUUGAAUUUGUAAUGGAAGUGACUGACAAAACAAGAUCUGAUGUCAAGGGUGGAACAUUAAUUGAGUAUGAAAACAAAAUACGUUUGCUUGAAAUUGCUCAAGUGCCAAAACAACAUGUAGAUGAAUUCAAGUCCAUUUCCAAGUUUAGGAUAUUUAACACUAAUAACCUUUGGGUACGAAUGUCUGCGAUCAAGCGAUUACUGGAUGCAAAGAAAAUGCACAUGGAGGUUAUAAUAAAUAACAAGAGUUUAGAAAAUGGUUAUAAUGUUAUUCAACUUGAAACUGCUGUUGGAGCAGCAAUCAAGAAUUUUAAUGGAUCUAUUGGUAUCAAUGUACCCCGAAGUAGAUUUCUUCCAGUAAAAAAAACAUCAGAUCUUCUUCUUGUCAAGUCUAAUUUAUACGAAACAAAUGAUGCUGGUGCAUUAAUGAUGAGCCCUAAGCGACAUUUUGCCUCAACUCCAUUUGUUCAACUAAGCGGACCUUACUUCUGGAAGGUUCAUGCUUUUAAUCAGAGAUUUCAAACUAUUCCUGAUAUUUUGGAGCUUGAUCACCUUACUGUAUCUGGUGAUGUUACUUUUGGUAAAGAUGUCAUUUUAAAGGGGACUGUUAUUAUCAUAGCAAACCAUGGAGAAAGAAUUGAUAUUCCUGCAGGUUCUUUUCUUGAAAAUAAAAUUGUGUCUGGAAACUUGCGAAUAUUGGAUCAUUAAGAAAAUUCAGUUGCCAGGUACACCACUAUAUGCUAUAGAAAAUUAUGCUAUGUGAAAGAUCAAUAAUAAUUCUUAAUUUAGCAGAAAAUAAGGUGGGAAUGUGAAUUGAUGGUAAUGUACAUAGCAGUAAAUGCUGCACAACAUGUGCUAUCAGCUUGUGAAUGAAGUAGAUUAUAUAGGAAAUUAUUUUUGUUACAUAUAUAUUUUUAUCAUUGUUUUCAAGGAACUGUUUCUUUUUGAGCUUUUAACAUCAGGCAUUGUGUUAAUCAUUAUUGGAAUGUAAUCAACCCUAAAUUAUGCAAACUUAUUGUAAUCUUAAAAAUGAAAAGGAUAGCAGAGAAUAGAAAGUCAGUUAAAAUGGAUGGCUUAAAACCAUGUCAAAAACAUUAAAGAGAGAGAUAUCUUUUCACUGUUUA